CAUGGGGACGAGGCAGCGAAGUGACGGGGGCGCCGUCCGUGACGUCAUCAGAGCGCGCCGGAAAGUCCUCCCCCGGCGGCUGGAAACGUGCUGCGAGGCGGCCGCCUGGCGGGGGGCUCGGUUGUUUCCCGUUGACAUGGUCUGAGCGCCGACUGAAUGAGCCCGAACCAUGGCGGCCAGUGGCGUGCAGUUCAAGACGAACUAUGCUGUUUCCAGCAAAAUUGAACCAUUUUACAAAGGAGGAAAAGUACAGAUGAAUAAAGAUGGAACGUGUAUGUUCUGUUCAUGUGGAACUAAGAUCAAUAUCUUGGACAUUGGAACAGGAAAGAUCUCAAAGAGCAUUGAACAGGAGGAUCAAGAAGAUAUUACCUGCUUCACUGUAAGCCCUGAUGAUGAGAUGCUGGUGACAGGGAGUCGUGCCUUACUCUUAAAGCAAUGGGACUGGAAAGAGAAUGUGUGUAUUCGUACAUGGAAAGCUAUUCACACGAGUCCAGUGGCUAGCAUGGCUUUUGACUCUACCUCAACUUUAUUGGCCACAGGUGGAUGUGAUAGUACCAUCAAGAUCUGGGAUGUUAUCAAGCAGUACUGCACACACAAUCUGAAGGGCUCAUUUGGAGUUGUCCACCUUGUUGAAUUUCAUCCUGAUAUAUCACGUCUCCAACUUUUCUCCUCUGCAAUGGACAAUAAAAUACGAGUUUGGAACCUGAACACCAGCAAGUGUACUAUGGUGCUGGAUGCUCACUACAGUGCCGUGACUUCAUUGGCUUUCACUUUGGAUGGAAACACACUUGUCAGCUCUGGCCGAGAUAAAAUAUGUACUGUAUGGGACUUGACAACCUACCAAUCACAGAGAACAAUUCCUGUGUUUGAAACUGUGGAAGCAGUAACGUUACUACCAGAAGAUGAGGAUUUCACUGCCUUGGGAGUGAUGAGCAAAGAACAGCAUUUUAUCACAGCCGGCAGCAAAGGGAUCCUUCGGAUUUGGGAAGCUAAUUCUGGAAAAUGCAUAUAUUCCCAGCAUGUGCCUGGUAAACCUAAAAAGGAAACUGAAGAUGAUGCAGAUGAGCAAUCUCUGACUCACUGCAUGCUUAUCCUGGCAACAAGGAAGCUAACCACAGUAACUGCUGAACAUAACAUCCUCACCUAUGAUCUGUGCACUCUGAAACUUGAGCGUCAGUUUGUUGGUUAUAAUGAUGAGGUGCUGGACGUAAAAUUCCUGCGACCUUCUGACACGCACAUUGUGGUAGCCACAAACAGUCCACAGCUGAAAGUUUUUGAGCUAGCAACAAUGAAUUGUCAAGUCCUAUAUGGUCAUACAGACACAGUAUUAGCUCUGGAUGUUUUUGAACAAGCUGCCGAAUUUGUCAGUUGUUCUAAGGACAAAACUAUUCGAGUCUGGAGAAUGAAUGAAGAGACUGGCAAAGUGAAAUGUGUGGCGCAGGGGUUAGGACAUGUCAACACUGUUGGUAUUAUUUCGUGCUCACGAUUGAAGGAAAAUUUCAUAGUUAGUGGUAGCCAGGAUUGCACCUUAAAGCUGUGGAACCUUACAAAAUCCCUAACCACUAGGAGUGCUGAAAAAGCUGCAGAGCCUGAAGUUCUUCGUGCUGGUUUGACAGAGAAGGCUCAUGACAAAGAUAUAAACAGUGUGGUCAUUUCUCCAAAUGAUAAGCUGAUAGCAACAGGCUCCCAGGACAGGACAGCAAAGCUCUGGUCAUCUGCUGAUCUCUCACUCAUGGGAGUAUUUCGAGGCCACAAACGUGGGAUUUGGUCUGUCCAUUUUUCUCCUAUGGAUCAAAUCCUUGCUACCUCUUCAGCAGAUGGCACUGUGAAACUGUGGGGACUUAAGGACUUCAACUGUUUAAAGACAUUUGAAGGCCAUGAUGCAUCAGUACUGAAGAUUAUUUUUGUCAGCCGUGGAACUCAGCUGUUGACAAGUGGGUCUGAUGGUCUCCUGAAGCUCUGGACCAUUAAAACCAAUGAAUGUGUAAAAACAUUAGAUGCCCAUGAGAAUAAGGUGUGGGGUUUGCAUUCUAACAAGAAAGAUGACUUGGUUGUCACUGGAUCUGGAGAUUCGUGCAUAAUUAUCUGGAAGGAUGUUACAGAGACUGAGCUUGCUGAAGAGCAGGCCAAACAGGAAGAGCAAAUUUUAAAGCAACAAGAAUUAUCUAAUUUAUUGCAUGAACAGAAAUACUUGAAAGCUUUAGGAUUGGCCAUCUCUUUGGACCAGCCUCAAACGGUACUGGUUGUGAUUAAAGCUCUUCUUGGUGAAUGUAAUGGGCAAGAAAAACUGGAAUCAACAAUCCUCAAGUUGCGACAGGAUCAAAAAGAGUCUGUUUUAAAGUUCUGCAUGGUAUGGAACACAAACUCUAAAAACUGUCAUGAAGCUCAGCAUGUCAUCCAGAUCCUCCUCAGAAAUGAAACUCCCGAACAUCUUCUUCAGUACAAUGGAAUUAAGGUUGCUCUGGAGGGACUGAUCCCCUAUACUGAGCGGCAUUUCCAGAGAGUCAGCAGGUUGCUGCAGGCUUCUAUGUUUUUGGAUUAUAUGUGGCAGAAUAUGAGACUGACUGGUAAAUCCAGUGAUCCUGAUCUACAAGCUGAAGAAAUGGAGGUCGAGCCAUCAUCUCCAUUGGACAAAACAGCUAAUGGGAACAAAAAGACAACGAUUGCACCAACAAACAUUUGUACCCAGAGAUACGAGUCUGAAGAAGAUGAAGAUAAUGAUAGUGACAGCAUUGCAUUGGACAAAGAAAGUUGCAACAAACAAAAGCGUCUUCCACCCCUUGGGGAGUACUUCAAAGAGAAUCGGGCCCCUCAUACGGAAAGUGAGAGUGAAUUGGAGGAAGAUGGAAAUGCUGGUGAUCAAAUAGUAAAGAUAACUGUAGAAAAAGUGAAACAAAAGCAACCUAAUAUCAGAAAGAAAUCAAAAUCUGGCAAAAUGAACUGAGCCAUAUAAUUUGUGAAUUCUUUUCCUUUAUAUGAACACAAGCAUGUGAUUUCUAAAAAGGACAAUUCUAAUUUUAUAUUUUCAGAUCAACAUUUUACAAUAAAGUUUCCAUAAUGCUAAGCACAUUUUUUAAUACAAUAUCUUUAUGAUCAUCACUGGGUAAAACAUUAGCUUUUAAGUUAUUAAAGCUAACUGCAUGGAGUAUCAUCACAGUUUAUUUUAACUUUAGUGAUGGUAAAAAGGGUAAUUCCCAUUUUUCUCCAUGUAUUAUCUGCAUAUAAAUUUUCAAUAUGUGUUUGGUGCUUUGGCAUGGUGCAUGUUAAUGCUUCUAAAAUAAUGAAGAAUUCAUUUUAAUUCACUCAAAUUUUAUUGAAACCAUGUACCUUGUAAACAAAAGUGAACAACAUUGAGUUAUCUCCUCCUGGGCAUUUUCUCUUAUGUUCUAUUUUCAGUUUAGAAAAACUUUUCUUUUUCCAUGGGCUACAGGAUGAGUAAUCAAAUUGAGAUGAUUCAGGAUGAAUAAUCUUGAUAUUUUACUUAAAUGGAGUAAUUAAAAGUUACUGUCAAUAACAUUUACUCCUGUUAUUGACUAAUGCAGUUUCAAUAAUCUGAAACAUUUGAGCAUUACUUGAAAAGUUAUGAUAAAAUUUUGAUGUCCUAACUUGAAUGCUUCUUCCUGAUCAACAAACUUCAUGCUGCCAGUUCACAUUUUUGGAUAUCCAGUCUUUGUAUUGGUUUUUAAUUCUGAACAUUUUUUGCAAUUUUUUUGGGUUAAUUUCCAAAUAAAUAGGGGAAAAGAAAUUGGAAAUAAACACGAGAGAUACAAUCAGGUCGAGCCCACAGUAAAACCAUAAUAUUGUUCUGUGUCCACUAUCUUGCAUCUAAUUGGCUCAAUGAAUAUGUGUAGAUUCCAAUUACAGUAUACAAGAAAUAAAAAAAAAAUUGGGACAUUCCCAGAUGAACGAGAAAUGAAAUCUAAUUUUUGCAGUUUUCUGCUCUGUAUGUGCCACUCUUUCUUGGGAUUAGACAGCGCACCAGUAACCUUCAGAUGUGACCAUCAUGGUGAAUUCAGCCACAAGUAAUGUCAUUUAAGCCUGACUAAACUGCAUGCAUACUUUUAAGCUGAGAUCUCUAGGUAACGGUAAGACAUAAAUUGGUUAAUGUUUCAUUUCCUAUAACGCUCUCUUUGUUAUCACCUAGCUCACUGUCAACAAUAAAACCUAGUCCUGAGCUAUUCAUUUCGAUAAAGAACUGGGUUGAGUCACUUAGAAAGCUGGGUAGGAGAACAGAUAAUUUGAUUUAUUGUUUCAGCUUGCUUGGACUUGUUUUAGACUUUUCUCCAAAACCAAACAUAUAUUACUGCCUUCUGAGUUAUUAAUGAAGUUGACGUGUCAUGCAA
Pristis pectinata (smalltooth sawfish) is the source of this 4343-nucleotide messenger RNA. RefSeq names its product transducin beta-like protein 3. Gene Ontology annotation, molecular function: U3 snoRNA binding; protein binding. Bases 170 to 2944 code for a protein of 924 amino acids. The record is from RefSeq and is a predicted model, not a curated record. The transcript is spliced from 23 exons. Gene Ontology annotation, biological process: endonucleolytic cleavage to generate mature 5'-end of SSU-rRNA from (SSU-rRNA, 5.8S rRNA, LSU-rRNA); endonucleolytic cleavage in 5'-ETS of tricistronic rRNA transcript (SSU-rRNA, 5.8S rRNA, LSU-rRNA). Gene Ontology annotation, cellular component: 90S preribosome; nucleolus; small-subunit processome. Lineage: Eukaryota; Metazoa; Chordata; Chondrichthyes; Rhinopristiformes; Pristidae.